This is a messenger RNA of Parascedosporium putredinis, 588 nucleotides long. The record is from the annotation of a GenBank genome assembly. NCBI's taxonomy places the organism in Eukaryota, Fungi, Ascomycota, Sordariomycetes, Microascales, Microascaceae.
AUGUUACCGCCUACACCGGAGGUUGAGAUAGCCGACCCAUUUGCCACCGCUUGGUGCUCCGAUCCGUCUCCGUGCCGGCAAAAGAACAACGGCGAACACUCUUUCCCAACGCCGCUCGUGGCCGACCUCCUAUCCCGUCCCGAGAACAGGGCCCAAACCAUCCUCAUCACGAGCUGUGCGGUGGAGAAUGCCUCUUCGGCCGGGUCCUGCACCCGCUCAUCUGACGAGGAGGAGGUGGCGGCUGCCAAGGCCGUUGAGGUUACGGCGGCCAUGACUGACCGACUCUUUAUCCCAAUCUACAUCUUGUGCAGAGAAGAUGAGAACAUGCGGCGGGUGCAGAGCGUGGAGAGGCGGUACAGCGGCUCCGGGCUCGGGAUGGGCUUCAGUGGACGAAGCCCCAAAGUAGAAAGCGCGGGCGCCGCCAAGGAGUUGACGCGCGGGAGGAGGCUCUUUGCUUUCGAGGGGAAGAAGGGAUUAGAGGUCGACGUGAGCGACAUGGAGGCUCACGAGGCCGCCGUGGAGAUUUUGGGGUUCAUCCACACAAGGAUGGAGGAGUGGAGAAGGGAAGCGGCGGCGGAAGCUCGCUAA